AUGUCUGCUCGUUCCGCCACCCCUGCCUCAACGCCUUCGCUCGUCAACCGCCGCCUCGCCGCGCUGCUCGUGGUUCUCGAGGCUCCGCCGACCGCCGAUGCCGCGCUCGACGUGGUCGAAGAGUGGGCACAGGAUUUGUCGCCGCUCGUCCUUGCCUAUCGCAAGGCCUUGGGCGCGAUCCGCGACGAGGAGACGGAGUUGCGCGUCGCCGCCGCCGUCAAGCAGCUCGCCGGGCGGGCAUCGGAAUCGUGGGUCGAGUGGGCGCGCGGGGACUGGCCCGAGCUCGCGAUCGCCAUCGACGCCGAGGUCGAACGACGCGUCGAAGAGCAGAAGCACCUCGCCGAAGAGGAAGCACGACGCAUCGAAGAGGCCGCGAAGCGUGCGAAGGCCGCCGAAGAACGUCGCCUCGAAGACGAACGGCGUCGGAAGGAGGAAGAGGAAUUGCGCCUUGAAGACGAACGUCGCGCGCAAGAGGCCGCCGAUGAGGAGUUGGCGCGGAUCGCGGCCGCCGAAGGCCUUCUCUCUGACCCCGCGCCUGCCGGUGUCGACAAGGGGAAGGGGCGCGCGAGGGUCGACGAGGAGGUCACCGAGUUGUCGGACGACCCUUCGAUCAAGACUCCUCGGACGGUCGAACGCCCGUUCGUGAUGACGGAGGUCGACAUGGCCGCCGUUGCGCUUGAGAAGCGCCAGUCGGGACAGAAGUGUGAUCGUUGCGCCGGCUACCGCUCGGCCCCUGUCGAGUGCGUGUGGGUCGAGAACGCCACGA
Molecule: messenger RNA, 766 nt
Organism: Postia placenta MAD-698-R-SB12
Lineage: Eukaryota; Fungi; Basidiomycota; Agaricomycetes; Polyporales; Adustoporiaceae
Exons: 4
Source: RefSeq, a predicted model, not a curated record